Molecule: messenger RNA, 3229 nt
Organism: Kogia breviceps (pygmy sperm whale)
Lineage: Eukaryota; Metazoa; Chordata; Mammalia; Artiodactyla; Physeteridae
Gene: PLOD1
Product: procollagen-lysine,2-oxoglutarate 5-dioxygenase 1
Biological process (GO): peptidyl-lysine hydroxylation
Cellular component (GO): endoplasmic reticulum
Molecular function (GO): L-ascorbic acid binding; procollagen-lysine 5-dioxygenase activity; iron ion binding
Source: RefSeq, a predicted model, not a curated record
GGACUCCGAGAGGCCGCGGGUUCUGGCGAGUCUGCAGGAAACCCUUCCCCACCCCCCGGCAGCGCGGCGCGACACCGCCCCCGGGGCGGGCCCAGUGCGUGGCAGCGGGAUCACCGGCCCCGUCGGGAAGUUUCCAGCCUGCGAGCGGGCGCCCCUGGACACGCCGGACGUUCCCAGACACGGACCAUGCGGCUCCAGCUGCUCCUGGCCCCGCUGAGCUGGCUGCUCCUGGCCGAAACGAAGGGUGAUGCCAAGCCGGAGGACAACCUUUUGGUCCUCACGGUGGCCACAAAGGAGACUGAGGGGUUCCGACGCUUCAAGCGCUCAGCCCAGUUCUUCAACUACAAGAUCCAGGCGCUGGGGCUGGGGGAGGACUGGCAUGGGGAGAAGGAGAUGUCGGCAGGGGGAGGGCUGAAGGUUCGACUACUGAAGAAAGCCCUGGAGAAGCACGCAGACAAGGAGAACCUGGUCAUUCUCUUCACAGACAGCUACGACGUAGUGUUUGCCUCGGGGCCCCGAGAGCUCCUGAAGAAGUUCCGGCAGGCCAGGAGCCAGGUGGUCUUCUCUGCCGAGGAGCUCAUCUACCCAGACCGCAGGCUGGAGGCCAAGUACCCGGUGGUAUCUGACGGCAAGAGGUUCCUGGGCUCUGGAGGCUUCAUCGGUUAUGCCCCCAACCUCAGCAAACUGGUGGCCGAGUGGGAGGGUCAGGACAGUGACAGUGACCAGCUCUUUUACACCAAGAUCUUCUUGGACCCGGAGAAGAGGGAGGGAAUCAAUAUCACCCUGGACCACCGUUGCCGUAUCUUCCAGAAUCUGGAUGGAGCCUUGGAUGAGGUGGUGCUCAAGUUUGAAAUGGGCCAAGUGAGAGCAAGGAACCUGGCUUACGACACCCUCCCAGUCCUGAUUCAUGGCAAUGGGCCUACCAAGCUGCAGCUGAACUACCUGGGCAACUACAUCCCACGCUUCUGGACCUUUGAGACGGGAUGCGCUGUGUGUGAUGAGGGCCUGCGCAGCCUCAAGGGCUUGGGGGAUGAAGCUCUGCCCACCGUCCUGGUUGGCGUGUUCAUCGAACAGCCCACGCCGUUCCUGUCCCUGUUCUUCCAGCGGCUCCUGCGCCUCCACUACCCCCGGAAACGGCUGCGGCUUUUCAUUCACAGCCAUGAGCAGCAACAUAAGACUCAGGCGGAGCAGUUCCUGGCAGAGCAUGGCAGCGAGUACCAGUCUGUGAAACUGCUGGGCCCCGAGGUGCGGGUGGCGAACGCGGACGCCAGGAACAUGGGCGUGGACUUGUGCCGGCAGGACCGUGGCUGCACCUACUACUUCAGCGUGGAUGCCGAUGUGGCCCUGACCGAGCCCAAAACCCUGCAGCUGCUAAUCGAGCAGAACAAAAAUGUCAUCGCCCCUUUGAUGGCCCGCCACGGGAGGCUGUGGUCGAACUUCUGGGGGGCACUGAGUGCAGAUGGCUACUACGCCCGCUCCGAGGACUACGUGGACAUUGUGCAGGGGCGGCGUGUCGGCGUCUGGAACGUGCCCUACAUCUCAAACAUCUACCUGAUCAAGGGCAGUGCCCUGCGGGCUGAGCUGCAGGAGAUGGACCUAUUCCACCACAGGAAGCUGGACCCGGACAUGGCCUUCUGUGCCAAUAUCCGGCAGCAGGAUGUGUUCCUGUUCCUGACCAACCGGCACGCCUUCGGCCACCUGCUGUCCCUGGACAGCUACCAAACCACCCACCUCCAUAACGACCUCUGGGAGGUGUUCAGCAACCCCGAGGACUGGAAGGAGAAGUACAUCCACGAGAACUACACCAAGGCCCUGGCAGGGAAGAUGGUGGAGAUGCCUUGCCCAGACGUCUACUGGUUCCCCAUCUUCACGGAGACGGCCUGUGAUGAGCUGGUGGAGGAGAUGGAGCACUACGGCCAGUGGUCUCUGGGAGACAACAAGGACAACCGCAUCCAGGGCGGCUACGAAAACGUGCCGACCAUAGACAUCCACAUGAACCAGAUCAACUUUGAGAGGGAGUGGUACAAGUUUCUGGUGGACUACAUCGCCCCCAUGACGGAGAAGCUCUACCCGGGCUACUACACCAGGGCCCAGUUCGACCUGGCCUUUGUGGUCCGCUACAAGCCUGACGAGCAGCCCUCCCUGAUGCCCCACCACGACGCCUCCACCUUCACCAUUAACAUUGCCCUGAACCGGGCUGGGGUGGAUUACGAGGGCGGGGGCUGUCGGUUCCUGCGCUACAACUGCUCCGUCCGAGCCCCACGGAAGGGCUGGACUCUCAUGCACCCCGGGCGACUCACGCACUACCACGAGGGGCUCCCCACCACCAAAGGCACCCGCUACAUCGCAGUCUCCUUCGUCGAUCCCUAAUUGGCCCGGCCCGGCCACCACAGACCUCUUCCUCUUUGUCAACAACCACUGCCCAGCAGCCUCUGGGACCUCGGGGUCCCAGGGAACCAGAUCCAGCCUCCAGGCUCCUGACCUCUCAUUGCUCUUGGAGCCGCCAUCCGAGAGACUGGGCCACAGGCUAGAGGCAGAGCACACCUCCUUGGCUGGGACUUUCCCGGUGCUCUGGACACAGCCCUGGGAGAAACUGUUCACUUUCACUGCUUCGUAGCGUCUCGUCCUUUCCCAUCCCGCUUCCUGAAAAACCCAGUCCCACUUUCUCUGCUUCUUCCAAGGGGCAACACUUGAGCAGCAGAGGGGCUGACGCAGCUGCCCAGAGAGACUCUCGGGGUGAGAAGCUACGCCCCAGAGCUUCUCCCCGGCAGCCCAGGGGACUUCUGCUUCGAGCUUCAGGGUUGACACCGAGACCUGGAUCAGGCUCAAGUCCCCACCCUGACCGUGGGACUGCUGAAGCCCCACCCUCCCUGGCUCCUGUCAAUCAUGAGAGCAAAACUCUGUCCCUUGGAGACGGUGACUGAGAAAACCUCCUAGGAGACAGGAAAUGCACGGAUGCCACAGCUCCAUCCUCUACUUGACCCUUGCUGGGGGCGCAGAGCAGGGAGUGGUAUGUCCACACACUGCACUGCGUCACCCUGUCCUGAAUGCCUCCAGAGAGAGGGACAGACAGUCGGAAACAGGAGAGUUUCUACUAAAGGUCAUUCAAACCACUGAGUGGGAGAUGCUGGGGUGGGCGGGUGUAUACAUGUCAGGGCGGGUGUCUGCAGGGAGAAACUUUAACAGCUCACGAUUGGCAAGGAAGGCCGGCCGUGGGUGACUUGGCAGA